This is a messenger RNA of Phycodurus eques (leafy seadragon), 1955 nucleotides long. It is a transcript of the gene snx10b, whose product is annotated as sorting nexin 10b. Gene Ontology annotation, molecular function: phosphatidylinositol binding. The transcript has 6 exons. The coding region runs from base 118 to 798 and encodes 226 amino acids. The record is from RefSeq and is a predicted model, not a curated record. Gene Ontology annotation, biological process: intracellular protein transport. Lineage: Eukaryota; Metazoa; Chordata; Actinopteri; Syngnathiformes; Syngnathidae.
UAAAGCUGAACAUAAAACCCUCCAGCUCACUGCUAAGUGCAGCACUAUCGCACAUUCCUCUGAAACACAAACACAUUGCCACAUGAUUACCUGCGAGAAAAGGAACUGACAUUCCUGAUGAUAAUCAGCUUCCCAUUUUCCUCCCGGCCAGUCUUACAGUUUCAGACCUCCAUGCAGCAGGUCAUCAGCGUGUGGGUUCGAGACCCACGCAUCCAAAAGAAUGACUUUUGGCACGCCUACAUGGACUAUGAAAUUUGUUUACAUGUAGACAGCGUGUUCUUCACCAAGAAGAUCUCACGAGUGCGAAGGAGGUUCAGUGAGUUUGUGUGGCUCCGACAAAGGCUGCAAGCAAACUCCAUGCUGAUGACGCAACUACCGCAGCUGCCCCCAAAGAACCCCUUCUUCAGCCUGAACAGCGCCCAGCAGAUUUCUGAGCGCAUGGCGGGCCUCCAGAAGUUCUUAGAACAGAUCCUCCAGAGUCCCCUGCUGCUGUCCGACAGCUGCCUGCACCUUUUCCUGCAGUCGCAGCUCAGCGUGGUCAAGAUGGAGGCCUGCGCCGCAGGAAGGACCCGCUACUCUGUGGCCCAGGCGGUACAGUGCUGCGGCAUCAGGAGGUUUCUAUCCCAAGAGGCCUUGCAGAAGGACUUGAGCAUGUCCGCUGACUCGGAUUCUGACAGCUCUGACUGCAAAGAUCCAGAGUGCCAGUUUAAGGAAAACUUGGCAAUAAACAAAGCCUCGGCUGAUCACAUGGGAACCGCGCAGGAGCAAAGCGUCUGCUGUUCCUCAGAUUCUCCAUGACUACAUCAUCAUCAUCAUCAUCAUCACUAGUGGAAAUAUUGGGAGUCGACUUGCCUGCAUUUUCAAAUGUUCGCCCUGUGCCCCCUUUUUUUUUUUUUUUUAAUUAUUAUUUACUGUUUCUUGUCAUUCUGGACAUUUUGAUGAUGUCGAUAUUAUGUUGAAUAAUAAUCAGUGCCCAUAUUGAAUGUCUCGUUUACAUGUAAAUGACUCUGGUAGUUCCAGAAGGUGGCAGUGUUGGUACAUCCAUCUGUUAGAUGUUUAUACCAAGAGUGUGCCGCGUGUUAUCUAUAUUUACUGUACUUCAUCAACAAAUGCAUCCCAUAUCACAGUCUGUCCACGGGCUGACUUCCAGAUUGGUAAGCACACGUCUCACAGAGACUGCCUUGAUUAAUAAGGUGUGACCAGCUUGUCAUGUGCACCAAGCAGUCUGUGCAGAAUUUUAAGACACGGCUUCUGUCAGGUGGGAGGUACUGCGGGGGGGGUCCCUGUGGACUGGCCUCUGUCUUCGAGGGCCAGCGGGAAGACAGGCGGGCAUUGCUACCUGCAGAAGAACAUGCCAGCGACACAGUCUCUCUGUAAUUUGCAUAAGCACCCCGUCUCCAUUCUUAUAGUAUACUCUCGGCAUGUGAGCAGCAGCGCGCUCAUGCAGAAGUAAUGAAGACUAGAUGAGGGUGGUGUGACAUAUCUGCACAGCGAAUUAGAUAAGCGCUGUGCUCAUUAUAGCUGCAGGAGCAGACAAAGAAUGUUGUAAGAAACGGAAAGGAGGGGUGGGGUGGGGGGUCGUCACCUUCGACCUCGGUAGACCUUACAACUCAAAUUGGACGAAGGAUGUAUGAAGAUGUGUGGGAGUAAAAUCUGUGCAUGCUCGUCCGCUUACGCUAAUGUUUUCUAUGUGAGGGGAAGAAUACGAUAUAAAUUCGGAAUCUGUAUUCUGCACACUCAUAAGCUCACACUUGCAAGUGAUGUGAAGACAGAAUUUGUAUGUUUCCUCAAACUUUUAAGUGAGUUAUCCUGUUUUUACUGCAAGUGUAGAUCAGGAUUCUACACAUUUAAUAUGUACCUAGGAUUGGUGGAUUCAUCAAAUAAAAUGAUAGUUUGAGUCACUUUGUUCUUAUUUCUUGGCAACAAACAUUAAAAAUACUUCCCAGUACAUCAUA